This is a messenger RNA of Vespa mandarinia (Asian giant hornet), 1146 nucleotides long. RefSeq lists its product as uncharacterized. The record is from RefSeq and is a predicted model, not a curated record. Gene Ontology annotation, biological process: detection of chemical stimulus involved in sensory perception of smell; sensory perception of smell. Gene Ontology annotation, molecular function: olfactory receptor activity; odorant binding. Lineage: Eukaryota; Metazoa; Arthropoda; Insecta; Hymenoptera; Vespidae. Gene Ontology annotation, cellular component: plasma membrane.
AUGGAGAUCCUAGAGAAUCGUUUCUAUAAACUUAAUUAUCGUCUUUUAUCUUUCCUUGGUUUGUGGCCGUACAAAAAAUCACGUAUGCAUCGUGUUUGUCUUAUAAAUAUUCCAAUAUUAUCAUUCAACAUAACACAGCUUCUUAAACUGUACACUUCUAAUGGAAACUUUGAUAUCAUGAAAGAAGUUAUACCUAUUUGGGCUACAUCGUUUAAUGUCGUCAUUAAGUAUUAUCUUUUUGAUCUCUGUGUACUCGACAUUAAAUUGCUUAUGGAUAAUAUGAUAAUGGAUUGGAAUAUGUGGAAGUCCAAGGAAGAGAUUGACAUUAUGAAGAAGUUUGCUCAUUCAGGAAGAAUGUAUACUUUAGGAUACACAAUAUUUCUAUUGGUAACAUUUGUACCACCCUUAAUGGACAUAAUUAUACCAUUAAACGAGAGUCGUCAUAUGGAAUUACCUGUACUAGCUGAAUAUUUCAUUGACGAACAGAAACAUUUUUAUUUGAUUUAUUUUCACAUGGUUGUUUCCAUAAUGAUUAUUAUAACAAUUUUAAUUGCAAUUGAUACUCAACUUAUGGUUUUUUGUUGUCACGUCAGUGGUGCAUUUGCGGUCGUCAGUUUUCGUUUGGAACACUUCUUAAAGAACGAUGCAACAUUGGAUGGAUUAUCUGAUCUUCAAAGAAAAGAAAGUUACAAACAUGUUUCUUUAUCUAUCAAAGGACACAAAAGAGCUUUAGAGUUCGUCAAACGCAUGGAACUUUUGUUUUCGUAUUCAUUACUGGUACAAUGCGGCUUGAACAUUCUUUGUAUGAGCAUCUGUCUAUAUCAAAUAAAACUGUUGUACGGUAAAUCAAUAAAAGCAGUUAAAUAUAUUGCAUUAGUAAUUGGCGAGUUAUUUCAUUUAUUUGUUGCCAGUUUAUCCGGACAAACUAUAAUAGACUACAGCAGUGAAGUUUAUUACAAAGCUUAUAGUGGCCUCUGGUAUGAGGCUCCUAUAGAAAUACGUAAACUACUGAUAUUGAUAAUGAGAAGGAGCUUUAAACCUUCUCAGUUAUCAGCUGGAAAAAUAUUUAUCUACUGUCUGGAUGGUUUUUCAACGAUCGUGCAAACUUCUACCUCAUACUUCAUGGUACUUUUAUCAAUCCAAUAA